AUGAUGGAGAGGGAAAGAGUGGGUGAAAAGGGAGAUAUAGGCCGGUUGAUCCUGCGUGGACAUGAAGUUGAGCCUUUUACUCAGCGACCUUUUGCUGAGUUAGUGCAGGAAGCGGUGGCUAAAAGAGUGGCGCAUGUGGUGGGCCGGGUAGAAACAAAAGAAGGAGGGAGAAUGGCAGUGUAUGAUGCACGGCACUUGUGCAAGUUUAUGUUUGAACUAGUGAUAUCUAAGGAAGGACGGAAAGUGCGUGUGAAAAACUCAACGAACCCACUGGAUGACCGGCAGAUUAAAGGAGUGACUUUUUACCGGGUAGGUGAGGAUAUGGUUGGUGAGUCAAUUGGUACACAGAAAGAGUUCUUGGAGUCUAGUAAGUUUAGAUCGAAGAUCUUUAACCGAAAUGAUCCUUUUGACGCGCUGUCUAUUAACUUUGUCUUCAAAGAUGGCGUGUCAAGUAAGAUCAAAAAGAAGACAGUGAUUCCGGUGCUAGUAAGUGUUUUGGUGCUACUACUGAUUCUGAUGGCUUGUUCCGUGAAUGUACUGCGCAGUAGCCGUCUUAAAGGCCAUUUGGGCGAAUAA
Molecule: messenger RNA, 576 nt
Organism: Nematocida homosporus
Lineage: Eukaryota; Fungi; Microsporidia
Exons: 1
Coding region: 1-576 (191 amino acids)
Source: RefSeq, a predicted model, not a curated record